AUGCGCCUACUCAACACACGGACACUAGAGCUGCAAGAAUUUCAAGACGGCCACAGGCCCCCGUACGCCAUCCUAUCGCUCCGUUGGGGCACUCAGGAGGUCACAUUACAACACCUCCUGUCGCAGGAUCCACGGACCCAGUCGACUCUAUAUAGUCUCGAAGGAUGGCAGAAGAUUAUCAGUUUCUGCCACCAAGCCGCUCGCCAAGGGUUCGACUUCGGUUGGUGCGACACCUGCUGUAUCGACAAAACGAGCAGCGCGGAGCUAUCAGAGGUCAUCAACUCCAUGUUCCAGUGGUAUAGAGACUCGAAAGCCUGCUUGGCAUAUCUAGUGGAUGUCCAGGCGCCUUCUCCAAAGGACAGGAGCGCGGACGCCUUGUUUGAAAGCCUCAUGCAGUUUUUCUCGAAAGAUUGGCAGUACCUUGGCGAUAAGGCGACUUUAGGAACCGUUGUCAGCGUCAUCACUGGGAUCGACCAGGACACCAUAGAGGGUUCAGACAUUCGGAGGGUCAGCAUAGCCAGGCGGAUGUUUUGGGCUUCUCAGCGGACCACGACUAGGAAAGAAGAUAUCGCAUAUUGCCUCCUCGGCAUAUUUGGCGUCAACAUGCCUUUGCUCUAUGGCGAAGGAGAGCGAGCCUUCUCGAGACUACAAGAAGAAAUCAUGAAGGUCUCCGACGAUCAGUCGCUUUUUGCCUGGGAGGACCAAUGCGAAGAUGGCGAUGAAUUGUUGAUUGACACGGGCGAUGCCCUACUCCGUGGUCCAUUUGCCCGUUUUCCUGCCGAAUUCGCAAAUUCAGGCGAUAUCGUGCCGUACCGACAAAUGCAAACUAGCCGACCAUCUGCAACAACGAAUUAUGGCCUACAAGUCGACGUUCCCUUGUAUCGCCUCCGGAACAGCAGCGGAAAGGCACCCUUGUAUCUCGCCGAGUUGACGUGCCAUUAUGAAGGCGACUUCAGCGGUUCGUUGGGAAUCUACGUCCGGCCACUAAGAUCGGACCAGUUUGCACGAGACCAUGGGAAGCGUGCUCCAGUUGUUGUGGAUCCAAAACUUCAUUACCCUCCUGUUCAGUCGACCAUCUACCUCCGAAAAGACGUCUUUCUGCCUAGUACUGAAGAAUUCGAUCGGCACCACGGCAUCCUCGUACACCUCCACCCACCCGAGCACAGCUUCAAGGUCUCGUACGUGUUCCCGGCGGAGCAAUGGAUGAGGAUCAAGGGUAAAUCAACCAUCGUCCUCAAUCCAGGCCGCUACGCGGCAGUGGUCUUCAGGAACCCAGAUGACACUCUGAUCACCGUUCUCAUGAGCCAUGAGCAAACGAACGAGCUGUAUGAGAGCUAUGGCCACGACACGUGGGAAGUGAGCAAGUGCAGGUGCAAAGUCUUUAUAUACGAUUCGCCUAUGGGCACGUUCACUCAUGAAGGCUUAAGCUCCAUGGAAGGGCAUCUGAAGUACGAGGGAGCACGCACAGCACGCUUCGAGUCUGACCUUGAGGGUGGCACAGAUAAGACCUUCGCUGAUAUGCGUAAUGGGCGUAGGGUCGUAGCGAAAAUGAAGGAGACCAUCAUGGGCGAGCGUAUGAUUUUCGUCCACGUCAACAUCUACGAAGUCGGAGACGGCCUCUGCCAGCUAAGUGGAAUAUCUUCAGUCAAAGAUCCUCCGGCGUGGCUGCAGGAGAAUGCGCUUCCGCUACAAGAUAGCCUCCCUCCACCGCAAGGAGGUUCCUCCACGCUGUACCAACCACCGCCUCCCACGCAACCACUCCAGGCCUUCGCCCAUGCGCCACUACAGCCCGGGCAUAUGCAGGGCUAUUCGGUAAACAUGCCAAACGGGCAGCAAGGCUUCUUGCUUCUUCUGUCUCAAAUUCAAAUGCAGUAUACUCAGACUCCGUAUGAGUAUUAUCCACCAAGCGGAUCCCAGCAGGGCGUAUACCAGGCUAGCCAAGUGGAUUCAACUAAUGUCAGUACCUAUCAGCCUCGACCAGCGUAUUCGGCUCUGUAAACCAACCAUGUAUUCCUUUGGCUGUAGUUUUUGCUUUUUUCCUCUUCUCUCUUGGCCUGCUUAAUUUGCGCAUUAUUCACCUAAAGGAUCCCCGGCUGGCUGUCUAUUCUAUUCUGAGAGGUGAAAUAGGACACGCGGGGGCCUUAUUCUGUGGCGAAAUGGGAAAUUCAUUCCCCAGGGGAUACCUUGUAGCCGUUUGCCCUUGCGUACACUCCCAUCCCAUUUGUCGAUAUCAUGUGGAGAGAUAUUUGCCGCGAGAUUCUUUCGACUCCUCCGCUAACGUCUCGCUCUCGUCAUGGACCGGCGUCGAAGCUCGGACCUUGUUAAGCUUAGCCAUCACGAAUCAAGAAUAGUAUCCAUAGCAAACAU
Trematosphaeria pertusa is the source of this 2367-nucleotide messenger RNA. RefSeq names its product HET-domain-containing protein. NCBI's taxonomy places the organism in Eukaryota, Fungi, Ascomycota, Dothideomycetes, Pleosporales, Trematosphaeriaceae. Bases 1 to 1998 code for a protein of 665 amino acids. The record is from RefSeq and is a predicted model, not a curated record. The transcript has 3 exons.